Cornus florida is the source of this 2470-nucleotide messenger RNA. RefSeq names its product L-aspartate oxidase 2-a, chloroplastic. Gene Ontology annotation, molecular function: L-aspartate oxidase activity. The transcript has 8 exons. Bases 209 to 2152 code for a protein of 647 amino acids. The record is from RefSeq and is a predicted model, not a curated record. Lineage: Eukaryota; Viridiplantae; Streptophyta; Magnoliopsida; Cornales; Cornaceae. Gene Ontology annotation, biological process: NAD+ biosynthetic process.
CCAUUACAAUUAAGGAGGGGAUGGCGCGAACUUCAAGGAUGCUUCUCGAGCAAAAGUCAGGUUUUGUAUCCUCCUAUAAUUAGACAAUUUCUAUGUUCUGCUAGGUUCGUGCUUCAGAUCAUCCCAAGAGUAACGAUAACCAUUUUCAAAUCAACGCUUCUCAAGGGAUUGCAUCCGAAACCAGAAGAGAUCAUUCAGAAGGAUUGCAAUGACAACUAGUAUAGCUGCUGGAAGCAGCAAGCUGCAAUUUGGGGAGAGGGUUUGCAGGGGACAAGGUUGCAGGCAAACUUCUCGGGUUUCUGGUAUAGCGUUCCAGAGAUGCAUACAGAAGGACCUAUCAUGGUCACGUGGAGUGUCCAAGUUCUUGCAGAUCCAACGAUAUAACUUUUCCAAUUCUCCAGUUAAUCAGAAUUGGAGGCCCCUCAGGACAGUCAUUGCAUCAUGCCUGAGAGAUGGUUCCACAAAGUAUUUUGAUUUUGCCAUUAUUGGUAGUGGGGUUGCUGGUCUUCGAUAUGCUCUUGAAGUUGCAAAGCAUGGAACUGUUGCAGUGAUCACCAAGGCCGAGCCUCAUGAGAGCAAUACAAACUAUGCUCAGGGUGGUGUUAGUGCUGUGUUGUGCCCUUUGGAUUCGGUGGAGAAUCACAUGCGGGACACAAUUGUAGCAGGUGCUUAUCUAUGCGAUGAGGAGACCGUCAGAGUGGUCUGUACAGAAGGACCUGACAGAAUCAGAGAAUUGAUUGCUAUGGGUGCAUCAUUUGAUCACGGGGAGGAUGGAAACUUGCAUCUGGCAAGAGAAGGAGGCCACUCGCAUCACCGAAUUGUCCAUGCUGCUGAUAUGACAGGAAGGGAAAUUGAGAGGGCACUAUUGGAGGCAGUUAUCAAUGAUCCUAAUAUUUUCAUGUUUGAACACCAUUUUGCAAUAGAUUUGCUGACUUCUCAGGAUGGUUCGGGUGCAGUUUGUCAUGGUGUUGACACUUUGAAUGCUGAAACACAAGAGGUUGUUCGGUUUAUUUCAAAGGCGACUUUGCUUGCAUCAGGCGGGGUUGGACAUAUUUAUCCAACUACUACAAAUCCUCUGGUAGCCACUGGAGAUGGAAUGGCUAUGGCCCAUCGAGCUCAAGCUGUGAUUUCCAAUAUGGAGUUUGUGCAGUUCCACCCAACUGCUUUAGCUGAUGAAGGUCUUCCAAUCGCUCCAACCAAACCCAGGGAAAAUGCAUUUCUUAUCACUGAAGCUGUCAGGGGUGAUGGAGGCAUCCUCUACAAUUUAAGCAUGGAAAGGUUCAUGCCCAUGUAUGAUGAUAGGGAAGAGCUUGCUCCUAGGGAUGUGGUAGCGAGAAGUAUUGAUGAUCAACUCAAAAAGCGCAAUGAGAAGUAUGUGCUACUUGAUAUAAGUCACAAACCCAGAGAAAAAAUUCUCUCUCACUUCCCCAACAUAGCUGCUGAGUGCCUCCUGUAUGGCCUAGAUAUAACCCGCCAACCAAUUCCGGUGGUUCCUGCUGCUCAUUACAUGUGUGGAGGUGUUCGUGCUGGGCUCCAAGGGGAGACAAAUGUACGUGGUCUAUAUGUGGCAGGUGAGGUUGCAUGUACUGGUUUGCAUGGGGCAAACCGGCUUGCUAGCAACUCAUUGCUUGAAGCACUAGUAUUUGCAAGAAGAGCUGUACAACCUUCAAUAGAUCACAAGAAUAGCUGUAGUAUUGACUCAAGUGCUUCUGAUCGGUGGGAUCGACCAGUUGUGCCCAUGUCACUUGGGAGCAGUGUAUUGGGGAAAAUCACGAAGAGGACAAGGGAAGUGAGGAAAGAAUUGCAAUCAAUCAUGUGGAAGUAUGUCGGAAUUGUUCGGUCAACAACGAGGCUAAAAACUGCAGAGCAGAGGAUUGGGGAGUUGGAGUUGGAAUGGGAAGCAUAUUUAUUCCAGCAAGGGUGGGAGCCAAGGAUGGUAGCGCUCGAGGCUUGCGAAAUGAGGAACCUCUUUUGUUGUGCUAAGCUGGUGGUGAGCAGCGCCCUUGCUCGACAUGAAAGCCGUGGCCUUCAUUACACUACUGAUUUCCCUCAUGUUGAAGAAAGCAAGAGGCUGCCAACAAUUAUCUUCCCUUCUUCGUCUGUAUAUAGCACAUGGAGUUCGCGGCAACUUCACCAGCCACACUUGUUCUAGAAGUGCAUAUCUAUUCUUCCUGCACAAACAUGAAUGUGUAGGUACCUUUUAACAUUUUAUGUUUGAAAAUUAGCAUUCCAGCAACUUUCCAGAAGAUUGAAUUUGGUUGUUCAGCUUUUUGGAGAGAAUGCACCAGGUUGCUUUUUAUAAUUAUAUUCAGUUUUACUUUUUUCCCUCUACAUUCUUUGUUCCAAAUAAGGAAAAGUUGAUUUCAGGCCAGUAUUACUGAUUGUAUAAUCCUUGUACCCUUGGGAAACAUCAUUUUAAUUUUUUAUUUUUUGAUAUAAUUUAUUACCAGUGACUUGUAAAUGAUUUAAA